Molecule: messenger RNA, 1847 nt
Organism: Menidia menidia (Atlantic silverside)
Lineage: Eukaryota; Metazoa; Chordata; Actinopteri; Atheriniformes; Atherinopsidae
Source: the annotation of a GenBank genome assembly
GACUUCCCCUCAGCUCCUGCUCACACCCCCCACUUCGUCAGUACCACUAUGUUUCCACAGAAAUGAACUGGACCGAAGCCCGACAGUUCUGCAGAGAGAAAUACACCGACCUGGCCACCUUUGACAGCAUGGAUGACCUCAGCAGGCUGAAAGCUGAUUUCUCUUAUUCCUGGGCCUGGUUUGGACUCUGGGAUGACCCUGAAAACUGGAGAACCUCCAUGGCUAAUGACACCAACUCUUGGAGGUGGUCAGCGACCGGGGAAACCAGCAGAACCGGGUACCAGAACUGGGCCUCUGGAGAACCAGAUUACCUCAAAGCAAAGGAAACAUGUGUAGCGAUGGGUUCUAACGCAUUAUGGUCUGAUGCAAAUUGUGAGACCACAAGAGAAUUCAUCUGCUACAACGAGAACAACAAGAAAACCUAUUUCCACAUCCCAACCAAGAAAACAUGGCAGUCUGCUCAGCAGCACUGCAGGGAACACUUCACCGACUUGGCCAUGAUUGAGAAUGAGGCAGAAAACACUAAGGCCAACGAAGCAACACAAGGCACUGGUUCUUAUUGGAUCGGUCUGUACAGGAACCCCUGGACUUGGUCUGACCGGAGCCAAAGCUCCUUCAGGAACUGGAACCACACAAAAAAUAACAAUGAUGGUCAACAACAGUGUGGGGAAGAAAAUCCGCAGCAUGAGUGGGGGGAUGAUUAUUGUGACUAUAAGAAGCCCUUCAUCUGCCAUCAAGGACUUCCCCUCAGCUCCUGCUCACAGCCCCCCCCUCGUCAGUACCACUAUGUUUCCACACCAAAGAACUGGACCGAAGCCCGACAGUUCUGCAGAGAGAAAUACACCGACCUGGCCACCUUUGACAACAUGGAUGACAUCAGCAGGCUGAAAGCUGAUUUCUCUUAUUCCUGGGCCUGGAUCGGACUCUGGGAUGACCCUGAAAACUGGAAAACCUCCAUGGGCAAUGACACCAACUCUUGGAGGUGGUCAGCAACAGGAGAAACCAGUAGAACUGGGUACCAGAACUGGGAGUCUUCAGACCCAAAUUACUGGUCCGCAAAGGAAACAUGUGUAGCGAUGCGUGAUUACGGACUAUGGAUUGAUGCGAAUUGUGAAUACACAAAUGAAUUAAUCUGCUAUAACGUUUCAGAGAACAAGAAAAACUAUUUCCACAUCCCAACCAAGAAAACCUGGCAGUCUGCUCACCAGCACUGCAGGGAAAACUUCACCGACUUGGCCAUGAUUGAGAAUGAGGCAGAAAACACUGAGGCCCAAAAAGCAAAACCGGACACUCGUUCUUAUUGGAUCGGAACCCCUGGACUUGGUCUGACGGGAGCCAAAGCUCCUUCGGGAUCUGGCACCACACAAAAAAUAACGUUAAUGGUCAACAACACUGUGGGCAAGAAAAUCUGCAACAUGAAUGGGGGGAUGAUUAUUGUUACGUUAAGAAGCCCUUCAUCUGCCAUCAAGCCCCCCCUUCGUCAGUACCACUAUGUUUCCACACCAAAGAGCUGGACCGAGGCCCGACAGUUCUGCAGAGAGAAAUACACCGACCUGGCCACCUUUGACAGCAUGGAUGACAUCAGCAGGCUGGAAGCUGAUUUACCUUAUCUCUGGGCCUGGAACGGACUCUGGGAUGACCCUGAAAACUGGAAAACCUCCAUGGGUAAUGACACCAACUCUUGGAGGUGGUCAGCAACAGGAGAAACCAGCAGAACUGGGUACCAGAACUGGGACUCUGACCAGCCAGAUUACUGGGAAGCACAGGAGACAUGUGUAUUGAUGCGUAAUCAAGGUCUGUGGGUUGAUGAAAGAUGUGAGACCCCAAGAGAAUUCAUCUGCUAUAGC